Xyrauchen texanus (razorback sucker) is the source of this 8239-nucleotide messenger RNA. RefSeq names its product inactive tyrosine-protein kinase transmembrane receptor ROR1-like. Gene Ontology annotation, molecular function: protein binding; ATP binding; protein kinase activity. The record is from RefSeq and is a predicted model, not a curated record. Gene Ontology annotation, biological process: cell surface receptor protein tyrosine kinase signaling pathway; multicellular organism development; positive regulation of kinase activity. Gene Ontology annotation, cellular component: signaling receptor complex. NCBI's taxonomy places the organism in Eukaryota, Metazoa, Chordata, Actinopteri, Cypriniformes, Catostomidae. The coding region runs from base 180 to 2993 and encodes 937 amino acids. The transcript is spliced from 9 exons.
AAGAAAGUCAAACUCCCAAACAGGACCGAGAGAAAGAAGAGUGCGAGAGCAGAGAACCAUCCGCCUUACAGCAGUACAACUCUGCGGACACCCCGAAGACAUCUGCAUUCUCCAGCUAUAACACUUACCUGCGAGAAGAGUUUACGGUGGAUGUAAGAGUUCGCGCAGAGGCAGCUGAAAUGUGCAGAGGAACAGUGAAAGAACAGCACGGAUGCCAGCACAACUUCAUACAGCUCAUCGUGCUGCUCGUAGUCAACUGCGGGGCUGAGAAUCUUCCAGACAAGAACGUGGUGGCCACCUCCAGUUGGAACAUGUCCAGCAGAACUGAAAGAGAUCUCUUCCUGAGGCUGGAUGCUCCCAUGAAUAACAUCACUACCUCCCUUGGUCAGACAGCUGAGUUACACUGCCAUGUUUCAGGGAACCCACCACCCACUGUGCGCUGGCUUAAGAACGAUGCCCCAGUGGUCCAGGAGCCGAGGCGUGUCUCUUUCAGGCCCACUCUGUAUGGCUCACGUCUGAGAAUCCGAAACCUGGACACCACAGACACCGGCUACUUUCAGUGUGUGGCUACCAGCACCUACGGCACAGUAUCUACCACAGGAAUUCUGUUUGUGAAGUUUGAUCCGGCACCCACCCCCUUGUCUGGAAGGCCUUUACCAGAGGAUUUUGAUGAGGAAGGUUUCUGCCAGCCAUACAGAGGGAUUGCUUGUGCUCGAUUCAUAGGAAACAGGAGCAUCUUCGUGGACUCACUGCAGAUGCAGGGCGAGAUAGAGACCCAGAUCACAGCUGCAUUUACCAUGAUUGGCACCUCCAAUCACCUAUCAGAUCGCUGCUCCCAGUUCGCUAUCCCCUCCCUCUGUCACUUUGCCUUCCCGACAUGUGACCGCAGCUCUGGCAUAGAUAAACCACGGGACUUGUGCAAGGAUGAGUGUGAGAUUCUGGAGAAUGAUCUGUGUAAGACAGAGUACAUAAUUGCUCGCUCCAACCCCCUCAUCCUUAAACGUCUCAAACUGCCCAACUGUGAAGACCUGGUCGCUUCAGACAGCCCUGAGGCCGCAAACUGCAUGAGAAUAGGCAUUCCAAUUGCUGAGACUAUAAACAAAGGCCAUAAAUGUUAUAACAGCAGUGGUUCAGACUAUCGCGGCACGGUCAGCGUGACUAAAUCUGGUCGUCAGUGUCAGCCAUGGAACUCACAGUAUCCCCAUAGCCACACCUUUCUGGCCAUGCGCUACCUGGAGCUUAACGGGGGACACUCCUACUGUCGCAACCCUGGCAACAAAUAUGAUGCUCCCUGGUGCUUUACCCUGGACGAAGGUGUACGCAUGGAACUCUGCGAUAUCCCUCCAUGUGACUUACCAAAGCAUGGCAGCAACAGCAUGGGGAUCCUGUACAUCCUGGUACCAAGUGUGGCAAUACCACUGGCCAUUGCCCUGCUGUUCUUCUUCAUCUGUGUGUGUCGGAACAACCAGAAAGCCUUGCGUCCACCUGCCCCACGCCAGCCUAAACCUGUACGCGGCCAGAACGUGGAGAUGUCCAUGCUCACGGCCUACACACCAAAGAGCAAAGCCAAAGAGCUUCCUCUGUCUGCAGUGCGUUUCAUGGAGGAGUUGGGUGAGAGUGGCUUUGGUAAGAUCUACAAAGGUCACCUGUACCUUCCAGGCAUGGAGCACGCUCAACUAGUGGCCAUCAAGACAAUUAAAGACAUCUUGAGUGCACAAAACUGGGGGGAAUUCCAACAGGAAGCAUCUGUCCUUGCUGAACUUCAUCACCCCAAUGUGGUUUGUCUGCUGGGCGUUGUGACCCAGGAACAGCCCAUCUGCAUGCUCUUUGAGUUCCUGGCCCAGGGCGACCUCCAUGAGUUCCUCAUUAUGCGCUCACCCCAUUCAGAUGUGGGAUGUAGCAGCGAUGAAGAUGGUACCAUUAAGUCCAGCCUUGAUCAUGGAGACUUUCUGCACCUGGCCAUUCAGGUAGCUGCUGGAAUGGAGUACCUGGCGAGCCAUUUUUUCGUCCACAAAGACCUUGCAGCAAGAAACAUCCUGGUUGGUGAGCAACUUCACGUCAAGAUUUCUGAUCUGGGAUUGUCGAGAGAGAUCUACUCUUCAGAUUAUUACCGGGUCCAGCCCAAAAUGCUUCUUCCUAUUCGUUGGAUGCCACUAGAGUCUAUCGUCUAUGGAAAGUUCACGACAGACUCUGACAUUUGGGCAUUUGGUGUUGUUCUGUGGGAGAUCUUCAGCUUUGGCUUACAGCCCUAUUACGGUUUCAGCAACCAGGAGGUGAUGGAGAUGGUGAGGAAGAGACAGCUGUUGCCCUGCCCUGAGGACUGCCCUCCUCGCAUGUACGCAUUGAUGACCGAGUGCUGGCAGGAGGGUCCUGCUCGGCGGCCAAGAUUUAAAGACAUCCACUCCCGUCUGCGGGCUUGGGAGGGCCUGUCCUCCCACGCCAGCUCCAGCACUCCAUCUGGAGGGAACGCUACCACCCAGACUACCUCCCUGAGCGCCAGUCCCGUCAGCAACCUCAGUAGCCCACGCUACGCCGGCUACAUCUAUGGAGCUCCACCGAGUCUCCAACCAGGACAAAUUGGAGGCUUCAUGGCAGCACCCAUAGCACAAAACCAGCGAUUCAUACCUGUGAACGGAUAUCCCAUCCCGCCAGGCUAUGCUGCCUUCCCCGCCGCCCACUUUGCCCCAUCCCAGGCCCCUCCGCAGGUAGUGCAACACUGUCCUCCUCCAAAAAGCCGGUCACCCAGCAGUGCCAGUGGCUCCACCAGCACAGGUCAUGUGACCAGUGUCCCAUCCACAGGCUCAAAUCAUGACGCCAACACACCCUUGCUCUCUCAUUGCGUUACUCUGACGCCCAUGACAGCUGUGCAGGGCAGCACAGUUUUUGGACAUAUGGCGCAGAAGGCCUUGCAGAUUGACCCAUCUCAGGCAGCACUGCUGGCUGAAACUAACAGACUGAUGUAUAGUGAAUCUGUUAUCACUGCAGAUUUGUGAAUACGUUUUUACCUGUAUAUGAAUAAUUAUUGAUAUUUUAAUGUUUUUUUGUUUCUCCUUGUAAAUAUGAAAUAGUCUGAACAAAACGUGAAAGUUUAUAUUUUAAUGUUUUUAUAUAAAUGUCUUUGAAAAGUAUGGAAACUCUUUUCAUCUUUUAAAUACAUCACAUUACAGGAAUAGUUCAGCCAAAAAUGAAAAUUUUGUCAUUUCUCACCCAUAUGCUGUUCCAAACACAUAUUACACACUUUUUUUACAUGGAACAUGAAAGCUGGUGUUAGGCACAAUGUUAGUCUCAUUGUGUGAAAAAAAGAUGCAAUGAAAGUUAAUGGUGACUGAGACGAGCAUACUGCCUAGCAUCUCCUUUAGUGUUCCACGGAAGAAAGGAAGUCAUACAAGUUUGCAAUAAUAUGGGGUGAAAAGGAUGACAGAAUUUUAAUUCCUGGGUGAACUUUCCCUUUAAUACAAUAUAAAAGCUGAAACAUAUUCUCUGUGAAGGUUCGUGCCGCUGGCUGUGUCAGAAUUGUCUUUCAUGUAAAUUUAAUGUUUGGCAGAAUAGACUGCACCUUAAAAAGGAGUGAAAUUAUGCCCUGUUUUGGUUUUCUGCCUCUAAUGCAGUUACUUCAAAAAGACUGUCCUUCUUCACUCACUGACGACUUAAAUUCUUCCAUGAAGGCUUCAGACUGACAAUAUAUAAGAUGUUGUUCUCUGUCAAGUCAUUGCAAGAAGUCUUUAUUGGAUGUAUUAUUAUUGAUGUUGCAUUGACAUCUUUAGAAGACUUUCCAGAACUAUGGAAUACAACUUUUCACCAAUGCCUUACAACUUUUGCAUACAAUGGCACUUUUGGACACUUAAAUCACAAAUAAAAAUGUAUGAAUGCUUUAGAAACCAACUAUUAAGCCAAGUGGCAUCUGCAAACAAAUGAUGACAGACCUUUUCUUAGAACUAACUUUCUUUUAACCCAGUGGUUCUCAAACUGGUCCUGGAGACCCUCAACACUACACAUUUUGUAUGUCUUCUCAAUCAAACACACCUGAUUCAACUCAUCAGCUCAUUUGUGGAGACUCCAAGACUUAAAUUCGGUCUCAGAAAAGGUUGACAUGCAAAAUGUUUGAGAACCACUGCUUUAACCAACUGGUCUAAAGGUGAUUUUUAGUCGAAGUUCCCUUCAAGAUUGUGUAUUUUUGCUAUAUUUUUUUAAAUAAAUGGUUUGGUUAAUAUUGGAGAUCGGCCGAUAUAGGUUUUUAAUGACCAACAUGAUACUCACUAUUUAUGUGAUUAUCUGUCCGAUAAGCAAUAUGCAUAACCAAUUUUUCAUUGUUUUAUUUCUAGUUUUAUGCACAAUAUCUACUUAAUCAUUUAUCACUAACCUCUGAAAGAGAACUGCUUUACAAAACUACCAGUAAUUUUGUGUACAAAGUAAUGUUGUGUUUAAAAAUUAUUAAUUUAACUAUAUUUAGUUGCAAUAUUCACUUGUGCCUCACUUAAUGAAUAUUUAAGAUUUAAAGUCUUUUGUGUCUAACUUUAUCUGUUAACCUGAUAUCAAAGAACCAAUUAAGUGGAAAAGUGUAAAUAUCAGCAAAAAAUAUCAGUCAAACCGAUUAUCGGUCUAUCUCUAGUUAAUAUUUUGCUCAUUUUAUUUGAGGCCACAGCAUAUCAAAAUGCCUUAACCAGAGAAAUAUUAUCAUGUCCCUAUAAUUUUGACCACCAUAUGUGCCUGCAUUUAAUUAUAAAUAAUUUAGGCAUACAGUAUGUACACGUGGAAGAUAUUUUGUUCUGUGACAGUCUUGGUCUAUUACUGUGGGGUUACUGAAAUUUUUUCAACACACAAGAUUCCUCACAUUUGCAUAAUUAUUUCUUGUCAUUGAAUGUUGCCUGUGAGGCCAUAAUACAGCUUACCUACUGACAUGUCAGAAACACAUUCAGUCUAAAAAUUACAUGUAUUAUUUUCAUUCCCAUCUGAUUUAGUCAUCAACAUAUCAGAUCACUUUUGUCUGGCAAAGCACAGGCCUAUGUCAAUGCAAUUAUAAAGGAUGCAGACCCUGAUAUAGCACUCACUACCUGUAGAAUGUAAUGUCUUAAAAUUCCUCUAGAGGUCAGUGUCACUCUAUGGCUUUGAAUGAAGUUCUUUAUAUUUUUCCCAUAUGGAUUUCCAUGGUAAUACUGAAUGUGCCAGCUAUUCAGAUUUUGUUUGAUGUUUGUUUACUUCACAAUGUGUGUUUUGUAGUUUGUUUUGACUCUCAGAAUUUUACAGAAACAUGAAUGAAAUAGAUUUGAUCGUUUUAUUAGCAAGCAGCUAUAUAUGUCAUGUUCAUUUUCAUUGUGGUUUGUUGCUAUGCAACUGUUUAAUUCAGACACCCAUCUUUUAUGCAGGGUACAGUGUUUGUGAAGACAUGAUUGCUUGUGACUUAUGAAAUGGCUUGCGGACAAUUUCAUGAUGUAUGUCAUUUUAUGAACAGACGUUAUGCAUAGAAAACGUCUUGGUUACUGACGUAACCUCCGUUCCCUGAUGGAGGGAACGAGACGUUGUGUCGAUGAGUUGACACUAGGGGUCGCUCCUGUGGAGCCCAGUCAUCUCUGAUCUUGAGAAAAGGCCAAUGAGAAUUGGCGUGUGGAAUUUGUAUGCCACUCCCCUGGACAUAUGGGUAUAAAAGGAGUGACGCAGCAUAUCCACAUCAGGUAUCGCCCUGAGGAGCCGAGCCAAAGACCCGGCGCUUUCAGCGGUUGGUUCAGUGUUGUGGCCGGAGGGACACAAGGUCUCAUUCCCUCCAUCAUGGAAUGGAGGUUACGUUAGUAAUCGAGACGUUCCCCGUCUGUCACUCACUCGACAUUGUAUCGUUGAGUUGACACUAGGGGUCCCCAUGGAAAACGCCACAAGAGCUGAACCGAGUUACCUAGACUGGCGGAGCGAGACGGGCAGACCUCUGUGUGCCUCGUAGCCAGCGCAGCAAGCCGUCGCAUAACUACCCCCAACACACUGGACCCAGGGGAACGGCUAACUGCUCAGAAAUAUAAGCCACCUAAGUCUACCGCGUCCCGUCCAAGGGCCAGACAUGGAGAUUCCAGAGGUCUGGUCGCGGGUGCCAGAUGGUGCCCUGUCCCUGAGAAAGAAGGUCCUUCCUCAGGGGAAUUCACCGGUGGGGGCUGUCGCGAGGAGCGUGAGGUCCGAGAACCAAAUCCGGGAGGGCCAAUAAGGGGCCACUAAGAGGACCUGCUCCCCAUCCUCCCUGACUAUGCCCAACAUCUGUGCAAGUAGGCUCACUGGGGGAAACGCAUACUUGCGGAGCCCCGGGGGCCAGCUAUGUACCAAGGCAUCUGUGCCGAGGGGAGCCUCGGUCAGACAGUACCAUAGUGGGCAAUGGGAGGAUUCUGGGGAAGCGAACAGGACUACCUGCGCUUGGCCGAAUCGACUCCAGAUCAGCUGAACCACCUGGGGGUGGAGCCUCCACUCUCCCCUGGAUGUAACCUGCCAUGACAGCGCAUCUGCUGUGCUGUUGAAUUAGCCUGGGAUGUGAGUGGCUCGCAGCGACUUGAGUCUGUGCUGACUCCAAAGGAGGAGACGGCAGGCGAGUUGUGACAUGUUGCAAGAGCGUAGACCAUGUUGUCCGUCCGGAGCAACACGUGCUUGCCCCGGAUCAAUGGCAAAAGCCUCCUCAGGGCAAGUAGUACUGCCAUUAACUCGAGGCAGUUGAUGUGCCAAUGCAGUUGCAGGCCAGUUCAAGGGCCGGCGACUGAGUACCCGCUGCAUACGGCGCCCCAGCCCCAUUGGGAGGCAUCUGUCAUAACCACGACAUGCCUGGAGACCUGGCCUAGGGGAACUCCUGCCCAUAAGAACGCUAGGUCUGACCAGGGGCUGAGAGAGCGGCAACAAGCCUGCGUGACCAGGACGGGGUGUGUGCCGUGGUGUCAUGCUCGUCUCUCGACUCGGGUCUGUAGCCAGUGCUGGAGUGGUCUCAUAUGCAUCAACCCAAGCGGUGUGACCGUCACUGAGGAUGCCAUAUGCCCCAGGAGCCUCUAAAAGGAUUUCAGUGGGACCAACAUGUUCCGUCUGAAUGUAUGCUGACAGCUCAGCACUGACUGUGCGCGCUCGCUGGUGAGAUGCGCCAUCAUUGAGACUGAGUCCAACUCCACACCAAGAAAAGAGAUGCUCUGAACUGGGACGGGCUUGCUCUUUUCCCAGUUGACCUGAAGCCCCAAGCGGCUGAGGUGCCUGAGCACCAGGUCCCUGUGAGCACACAACAUGUCUCGCGAGUGAGCUAAGAUUAGCCAGUCGUCGAGAUAGUUGAGGAUGGGGGCGUGAGCUCCUCAUGCACCUCCGGGAAGAAAGGAACAGGGGUGGAGCGCGGCCUUGAGCGGUGCUCCGGCCCCAGUAACCAAUCGUCAAGCUGCGAGGUUUCGGGGGGAGGCGGAGGAUUCCAUCCCAACCCGACACUCGUGGCUGCCCGGGCAAGCAUGGCUGUCAGCUCCACAUCAACCUGUGACUGAGCCGCCGCACCCGAGGGUGGGAGUCCAGCCGAGUCCUCAGCGUCAGACAUGACGUACCCGCUCUCCGAUGCCGCGAUCGAGAUCUCAUCAUUGUCAGGCGCUCCGAAUGAAUUGUCAGGCGCCCGCUGUGAAACGAACCGGCAACCCCGCUCCAGCACUCGGUUGGAGCAUACGAGCGUGACGGGGAGUGGGAGGUCCGUGGGGUUAUACCCGGUGGAGAGGCUCCCACUGAGGUCCUUACGAGGGCAAGCCAUGACCGCAACGUAGCCAUGGUCAUGCCCUCACAGUGAGGACAUGAACAUCCACAAACGCUGACUCCGCGUGGGUAGCACCCAGCAUGGGUAUGCUCAGCACAACGCAGUGUGCAAAGGGGAGAACCACUGGAAAGCGCCAUAGAACCAACAGCUUUGUAGAGAUGAUGAAGAUGGCAGAGGAAUUCAGCUCUGUGACUGCUCUCCUGGCUCCGAAGAAGAAAUCUGAUGUGGAGGAGCAGCGUCACUCCUUUUAUACCUGUAUGUCCGGGAGAGUGGCAUGCAAAUUCCACCAUCCAAUUCUCAUUGGCCUUUUCUCAAGAUCAGAGAUGUCUGGGCUCCGCAGGAGCGACCCCUAGUGUCAACUCAUCGACACAAUGUCGAGUGAGUGACAGACGGGGAAUGUAUGUUAAAAUCGAUGGUUAAUUUUUGUAUGGUUUUGUGACACAAUUUUACACCAAUAUUGCAGUCUUUUUUAUAGUACACCUGACCAUACAGUGUGUUGACAUUAUA